GCAGCAUCGACGACUUCUCAUUCUCACUCAGCAACUUGCCUGACAAAACUGUGAAAAUGGCCGGCAGAAUUUCAUCCGUAUUCCUACUCAUUGGUGCCAUGUUUUUGGCCGUCUCCGUACAAGAGAUCUAUGGAACUGGAUCUUUGACUGAGCCCAGGGAUGCCACUCCGGAGAUUCAGGGUUAUGUUGACCAGGUGAGAUCUGACGUGGAGAGUGAUGUCAACAGAGAACUCGAGAUGUACGAAGCGACGACCUACAGAACACAGCUGGUCAACGGAGUCAACUAUUUCAUCAAGGUUCACAUUGGUGGUGUUGAAUACCUACACCUUCGUCUCUACAAGUCCAAUGGUGGAGAUGUUAGUUUCGUCAGCGCCAAAGACGGAAUGAAGUUUGACGACGAACUUGUCUACUUUCAAUAGACUAAACCACUUGGACAGUCGAGUCAAACGUGGAGCUGUGGAUGGCAGUCUCUUGUUCAUUGAUUUUGAAUAAUUCUAGUAGCUGACGCUUCACCACCACCUAAAUAAUAAUUUAAACACAAAUCUAUAUAUAUUUGGUU
This is a messenger RNA of Asterias rubens (European starfish), 559 nucleotides long. RefSeq names its product cystatin-A-like. Bases 57 to 419 code for a protein of 120 amino acids. The record is from RefSeq and is a predicted model, not a curated record. Lineage: Eukaryota; Metazoa; Echinodermata; Asteroidea; Forcipulatida; Asteriidae. Gene Ontology annotation, molecular function: cysteine-type endopeptidase inhibitor activity. Gene Ontology annotation, cellular component: cytosol. The transcript is spliced from 4 exons.